Acanthoscelides obtectus is the source of this 2913-nucleotide messenger RNA. NCBI's taxonomy places the organism in Eukaryota, Metazoa, Arthropoda, Insecta, Coleoptera, Chrysomelidae. The record is from the annotation of a GenBank genome assembly.
CGAAUAUUAGCAUUCACAUCUCUAUCUUUUUUCCAUAGUUUAUUAUUUGUGGUUGGCGACACUUCGACACUAAUUGACUAGUUGUUAUUUAACUGUCAACUGGUAUGAAACCGAAAAAGUCUCAUUUCCUUCUAUCCAGCAUUUUGUUUGUAAAAAUCACUGUUUUGCAAACAUUUGUGAUUUAGGAUAGCCAUUUUAGUGGAUAUGCCGAUACUCAUCAAAGUGUAAGUACUAUCAAAACUAUGAUUUAAUAGUUAUAAAUAUUUCUACCCUAAGAGAAUCCCGCUCUUUUCACAUGACAUUUACCUGACAUUUCAUGAAUGACAUUUCGUAUUGUGAGGUUAUUAACUUUUGCCGUGUGUUUGGAAACGAAAAGGAUCUGUUGAAUUCGGAAUAAACUUUAGCUCUUUAAAUAUAUCUUGCCCCAACGAUGGGGCCCCCAAAGCGCGGUGGUAGUAACAAAGGUGAAGGCAAGACAAAGAAACGUAAGAAGGAAGAAGAAGAAUGGACCUACGAGGAAGAUGACACAAAUGACAUCGAUGAAACUGGGGAGGCUGAUAUCCCAGGAGCUGCAGCCCGAAAUGCAGAAAGGAAUGACCAAGGCGUGCAGGAGGAUGAAUUCGGAGCUAAAGAUUAUCGGUCUCAGAUGACCCUAAAGACAGACAAUGCAUCUAGGCCUUUAUGGGUAGCUCCAAAUGGACAUAUCUUCUUAGAAUCCUUCUCUCCAGUUUACAAACAUGCACAUGACUUUCUCAUAGCCAUAUCAGAACCAGUAUGUCGCCCAGAAUUUAUCCACGAAUACAAACUAACAGCAUAUUCAUUAUAUGCAGCUGUUAGUGUGGGUCUUCAAACCGAUGAUAUUAUCGAGUAUCUGAAAAGGUUGAGUAAAACAACAAUUCCUGAUGGCAUAGUUGAGUUUAUUAAACUGUGCACUCUUUCAUAUGGAAAAGUUAAGUUGGUUUUGAAGCAUAACAAAUAUUUUGUGGAAAGCCCAUUUCCAGAUGUUUUGCAAAAAUUGCUUAAAGAUCCUGUUAUUCAAGAAUGUAGAUUAAGGAGGAAUAUAGAGAACGAAAGUGAAGAGCUCAUUACACAGAAUAUAAAUCAGGUUCAAGAUAAGAAGAAUGUAGUAACCUUUGGAGCAAAACCAACUACUUCAAGUGAAGGUCAAGGAGAUGGUACAACUGUGCCUGAUGAUAUUACAAACUUUUAUGAGAAAAUGGAUAAUGAGGAAGAUGAUGAGGAAGCCUCUUUGCAAACAGUUUCUUUUGAGGUUAAUCAAGAAAAAAUUGAGGUUUUGCAAAAGAGAUGUAUUGAGUUGGAGCAUCCUCUUUUGGCAGAGUAUGAUUUUAGAAAUGAUACCAUCAACCCUGAUAUAAACAUUGACCUCCGACCCUCAGCAGUCUUAAGACCCUAUCAAGAAAAGAGUCUGAGGAAAAUGUUUGGAAAUGGUAGAGCAAGAUCUGGAGUGAUCGUGUUACCAUGUGGUGCAGGAAAGUCAUUGGUUGGUGUGACAGCAUGCUGUACAGUCAGAAAGAGAGCACUAGUUUUGUGUAACUCAGGAGUAUCUGUAGAACAGUGGAAGCAACAAUUUAAGAUGUGGUCUACAGCUGAUGACAGCAUGAUAUGUAGGUUUACUUCUGAAGCUAAAGAUAAACCAAUGGGUUGCAGUAUUCUAGUCACAACCUAUUCUAUGAUAACCCAUACUCAACGUCGAUCAUGGGAAGCAGAGCAAACCAUGAAAUGGUUGCAAGAGCAAGAAUGGGGAAUCAUGGUACUGGAUGAAGUGCAUACAAUCCCAGCUAAAAUGUUUAGGAGAGUUUUAACAAUUGUACAGUCACAUUGCAAGCUUGGCUUAACCGCUACCUUACUCAGAGAGGACGAUAAGAUUGCGGAUCUGAAUUUUUUGAUUGGGCCAAAGUUAUAUGAGGCCAAUUGGUUAGAACUACAAAAAAGAGGUUUUAUUGCAAGAGUCCAAUGUGCAGAAGUAUGGUGUCCAAUGACGCCUGAAUUUUACAGAGAAUAUUUAGUGUGCAAAACCAGCAAACGACUUUUGUUAUAUGUUAUGAAUCCUAAUAAAUUCAGAGCCUGUCAGUAUUUGAUAAGAUAUCAUGAGAGGAGAGGUGACAAGACAAUAGUCUUUUCAGACAACGUGUUUGCUUUGAAACAUUAUGCUAUUAAAAUGAACAAACCUUACAUCUAUGGACCCACUUCUCAAGGAGAGCGGAUACAGAUUUUACAGAAUUUCAAGUUUAAUCCCAAGGUAAACACGAUAUUCGUCAGCAAAGUGGCAGAUACAUCCUUUGAUUUACCAGAAGCUAACGUUCUCAUCCAAAUCUCCUCUCAUGGAGGCUCUAGACGUCAAGAGGCUCAAAGAUUGGGACGGAUCCUGAGAGCUAAAAAAGGAGCGAUAGCUGAAGAAUACAACGCGUUCUUUUAUACAUUGGUUUCACAAGAUACGAUGGAGAUGAACUAUUCAAGAAAGAGGCAGAGGUUUCUGGUUAAUCAAGGAUACAGUUACAAGGUGAUUACAAAGUUGGCUGGCAUGGAAGAAGAACCGGAUCUGUUUUAUAAGACUAGAGAAGAACAAGGACAGUUGCUGCAACAGGUACUUGCAGCUAGUGAUAUUGACUGUGAAGAUGAACGCAUUCCUGGUGAAGGUGGUGCCAAAUCUGGUGCAACCAGAAGAGCUGGCCACCUUGGAUCAAUGUCAGGAGCAGAUGAUGCUGUCUACUACGAAUUCAAAAAGUCUAACAAUGCUAAUAAGCAUCCGUUGUUCAAGAAGUUUAGAUAUUAAUUUUUUUAGGUGUUGUUAUACAAUAAAAGUUACUUUGAAGUUAUUAUGAGUUUUUUAUUCGUCCUGCACUAUAUGACACACACAGUGUAUCUGAGAAGUCAUGGCCAUCCCUACAAAAC